AUGAUGAAUCAUCAUCAUGAUGCACAUGGUGCAGCACGAUCACUAGCUGCUGUGGACGGGCAGUUCUAUCAUCAAGCGGGUCAACAGUUCUAUCCACCACAGCAGUUUGCACCACCACAGCAAUAUCCUUCACAAUGGCGACAGUUUGAUCAGCAACAAUCUUUCCAAUCUCAACCUCAGUUCCUACCUCAACAACCGAACUAUCAACAACAAGGACCAUUUAUGUUUCCACAACAGCAGCAACGGUUUCCACUGCCUCAAUUCCAACAACAAGUCCCACAACCACCGCAACAGUUCAUGACCCAAGAUCUCCAAGUUCCACAAUUCGUACAACAACCACAACAAUACCAGCUGCGAAACAUCUCUCCACCCCAACCUCAAUUUCAAUCUCAACCACAGGUCUUCCAACAACCUCCGCCACCACCGCAACCGCAACCAGUGCAGCAAGUCCAACAAGUCCAACAAGUCCAACAAGUGCAGCAGAUUCCUGCACCACAGAAACCCUACCAAGAAGGUCCACGAAUCUUUGAGCAGCAGUUUAGAGUGAGCAAACCAAUGUCGAACGAGCGGUUCCCACCACAGCCAAUCGAGCCCCAACUUUCCGUACAUCAAAGAAUUCGGGUGCCAUCUCCACCGGAAAGAUUCCAUCCGCAUCUUGCUGAUAUCUACUUCAAACCGUUGCCCGAUCGACCGCAUCCAACAAAGAAGCCCACGAUAAUUCUUGUAGGCGAGUCACUUCCUGAAGGAGCCUACGGAGCAGAGGAAAAGCUUGACGGACAUCAUCCUAGCUACAUUGAGAAUACCGCUAGGACCACUCCUGUUGAGUUCAGACGAGUGAUUCAAACCAAAGCAGUCAUUCAAAGGCCAACUAAUCGACGACCUGUCAUUCAAAGGCCGCAGCCGCAACUGCAACCGCAAGCAAGAAUCGGAACUACUCGAGCACCAGUGAUUGUCGCUAAACCUCAGCCCAUUGUCAUUCCAGCAAAAAGCGUUGUUAUUCCCGCAAGCACUGCUAAGAGCGCUAACGCAGUAUUCCUGAGCUGCUGCAAAGCGACAAAGGUGGCAAAGUCAUGCGAGCGAAUUUGCAAUUUCGAUAUUUUGAACAAGAAGACGUUGACGGGCAUGUUCCUCGGAACCGAUCCAUGUCCGCAAUCGUACGGUCUCGAUCUUCUGCAAUGUGCAGCGCAGUCCGAUGAUCACACAACUUGUUGCCGGGAACGCGGAGUCCAUACGACAACAGCUGGAGAGAAAUGCCUUGGUUUUUGCAAUAUGAAGCCGGGAGCUAACUUCCAGGCCGACGUAUCCAUGCUACCAUGUUGGGGAGUGUUGAACGAUAUCAAAUCCUGCUUCAAGGACAGUAUAGAAAGCAAACUUUAA
Messenger RNA from Cylicocyclus nassatus, 1377 nucleotides. The record is from the annotation of a GenBank genome assembly. Lineage: Eukaryota; Metazoa; Nematoda; Chromadorea; Rhabditida; Strongylidae.